This is a messenger RNA of Lactuca saligna, 2326 nucleotides long. The record is from the annotation of a GenBank genome assembly. Lineage: Eukaryota; Viridiplantae; Streptophyta; Magnoliopsida; Asterales; Asteraceae.
UUUUCCUUUUUUUUUUUCUUUCUAAUUUUUUUUCCUUCACUUUCUCUUGUUUCUUGGUGAAACAAAACCCUAACUUCAUUCUCUAUCUCCUACAUAUACACACUAUAUCUAUUUCAAUCAGAAGAUGAUGCAGCAGCAGCAGCAGCAGCAUCAGAGGAUAAGACAACAACAAGCACUGAUGCAGCAAUCCCUCUAUCACCCAGGUCUCUUAGCCCAUCCCCAGAUAGAGCCUAUCUUGAGUGGAAAUUUACCUCCUGGUUUUGAUUCAGCUACAUGUCGCAGUGUGUAUGUGGGGAACAUCCACCCACAGGUCACAGAACCCCUACUUCAAGAAAUUUUUUCAAGCACUGGUGCUCUUGAAGGAUGCAAGCUCAUUAGAAAAGAGAAUUCAUCAUAUGGGUUUGUUGAUUACUUUGAUCGGCGUUUUGCUGCUCUUGCUAUUGUGACACUUAAUGGAAGGCAUCUGUUUGGGCAGCCUAUUAAAGUUAAUUGGGCAUACGCAAGUAGCCAGAGAGAAGAUACAUCAGGUCACUUUAACAUAUUUGUUGGUGACCUUAGUCCUGAAGUUACUGAUGCCACAUUGUUUUCUUGCUUCUCUGUGUACACGACAUGCUCUGAUGCAAGGGUUAUGUGGGAUCAGAAAACGGGGCGAUCCAGGGGAUUUGGAUUCGUUUCAUUUCGUAACCAACAGGAUGCCCAGACUGCAAUCAAUGAUUUGAAUGGAAAGUGGCUUGGAAGUAGGCAAAUUCGAUGCAACUGGGCAGCAAAAGGUGGUGGAUCGGAUGACAAACAGAGGUCAGAUACCAAAAGUGUUGUUGAGUUGACAAAUGGAACAUCAGAUGAUGGUCAAGAAAAGACCAAUGAAGAUGCUCCAGAAAAUAAUCCUCAGUACACAACUGUUUAUGUUGGCAAUCUGGCUCCAGAGGUUACGUCAGGUGAUCUCCAUUGUCAUUUCCACGCUCUUGGUGCUGGUGUUAUUGAAGAUGUCAGAAUUCAACGAGACAAAGGUUUUGGUUUCAUAAGAUACACUUCACACGCUGAAGCAGCUCGUGCUAUUCAAUUAGGAAACGCCCGAUAUCUCUAUGGCAAGCCACUUAAGUGUUCAUGGGGUAGCAAACCCACGCCACCAGGAAGCAGCUCCACUCCUCUGCCACCACCAAUGGUGGCCGGAAAUAUGAUGAACGUUACAUCAUAUGAAAGGCAAAUGACUAUUGGUAAAAUGGCGGGUCUGAUGCAGAUGGGUGGUGGUGCUAGCAAUGGUGCAGUGUAUGAUGGUGGUUACCCAGGAAUUGGUGCUACACAGGCCCCUAUGUAUUAUCAGUAAUAACACAAAGAUCAGAUAGGACGAUGCUCUGUUUUUUGUUUUUAUUGGUUUAAGAGAUUUUAUUAGAUUAAUGAUUGGGAUUCGUGUUUUUGCAUUUGUUGUAUAACCUCUGGAGGAUGUAUAUGGAUAAUGGAUGGAUACAUGUAACAUUAGUUUUGUGGGUUUUUCUUAUCUAAACAAUGGAAUUAGAUUUAGUUUCAGAAAUCCUCAACAUGGUGAUUGGUGAAUGGUGAUGUACCAAAUUUUUACAUAUAUUUGGUAAAUAUGAAUCGAAUGUUUGACUAAAUUGCAAAAAUUCCGGUAGCAAACAACACGUGAGGGCUUGUGGCAUUUGAAGGAGUCGAAGAUGCAUGUGAGCUACAGUGUUUCUCUCGUCUUUCAUCCAUCCCUAUUUGUCUGCUCCUACAUUCUGGGCUACAAAAAGCUUUCUCUCCCCUGUACAUGUAUAUGUCUCUGCCGUUGAGUCUUUUGUUGCAUAAAUGACAUGAACUCAGAAAUUCAGAAGGCGUACGCAUCUUCAUACCAUCGUCCCCAAACCUUGCAGGUGAUAUGUCAAAAAUGGAGGGUUGUUCUCUGAUUUCAAUGUGAGCUUUUGUAUACGAUUUGUCUGGUUUACGAAGAGUAGCUAUUGUAUUCUCUUCUUCCAAAUUACCCGCUUCAUAUCCCAUUGGGUUCCGGCAUCUGAAAUUGGACUUCUUGGCCGGAAUAUUUUCAAGGGCGGCAAGUAUACCAAGUCCGAUCCGACCCUGACCCAUAUCACACUUUAUUAUUCCUGUAGAUGACAGAACUUUGAACUCCAAAGGCGUCGUCGGAAUUGUGCUCACCUCCGGAUGUUUUCUCUUGUCAGUCAUGGCUGUAUUACAAGAAGCGAAAGACUCGAUUUGCAAAAUGUUUAUAGGGAGAGGUUGGGAAAAUCUACGAUGGUGACUGGUGGAGUUGGUGGGGUUAGCCCAUUGUAUUCGGCAUCGACUUUCAAAUUACUGAUGGCUUGAUUGGGAGUUC